AUGAAGAUUCACCUCACCAUUCACCAUGCUCUCAUUGGAGUACUUGCCAACCAGCUUCACUCCAGAGUGUGCCGUACACUGUGGAAGACACAUCGACGCCUCUGGCUGCAAACGGAGUGUUUUCACAGUCUACCCUGGGAUCAAGCUUAUAGCCCUAACCCGGCCUUCAACUCUCCCAGUCUAUCCGAAAGCAAGGGGCAACAUAGACGUACCUGCCAAUUCUUCGGAUCAUUCCCCAGCCGACCAACAAGUAGGUCGCUCCCUCCUGUGACUGGAAUCAGUCUUGCAUUCUACACGGCGGACAAGGUCUGCCGAAGAAGUCUGGUUAUCUACGGCCGCGCUCUGAUGGCAGCGAUCUGCCUGAUCGUCGGUGGGCUCGGCUUCAUGAAGCAAACAAGUGCAUCUGGCAUGGCACUUGUCGCGCUAUGCUCUUUCUGGGCGUUUGUGUAUGCAAACACGCUCGCUCCUAUCGGCUGGAUUAGUCUGGUCGAAAUAUCUAGCCCCAGUCUUCGGGCUAAGACAACCUCGUUUGCGGUGACUAUCCAGUAUCUCACUGGGAUUCUAUUUAACUACUGCGUGCCACUUAUGCUCUCGAACCAGUAUGCCGGCUGGGGACAGAAAAUUGGAUUAUUUUUCGGCGGUAUCACGCUUUUGUAUCUCAUCCCUUUCAUUCUGCUCUUCCCUGAAACCAAGGGUCGCACCUACCGCGAGCUGGAUGAGUUGCUUGAGCGCAAGAUUCCCGCAUGGCGGUUCGCAUCAACAAAGACCUCGCCUCAGGCGGAGAUGGAAAACGCGGAGGGGAGACGUGAUUAG
Molecule: messenger RNA, 813 nt
Organism: Aspergillus calidoustus
Lineage: Eukaryota; Fungi; Ascomycota; Eurotiomycetes; Eurotiales; Aspergillaceae
Source: the annotation of a GenBank genome assembly